Molecule: messenger RNA, 2181 nt
Organism: Sclerotinia sclerotiorum 1980 UF-70
Lineage: Eukaryota; Fungi; Ascomycota; Leotiomycetes; Helotiales; Sclerotiniaceae
Exons: 4
Coding region: 1-2181 (726 amino acids)
Source: RefSeq, a predicted model, not a curated record
AUGGGGCAUUGGAUGGAAAACACCGACGAUUAUAAUAUCUUGUUAUUUACUUGGUAUGUUUCUCGAUACAAUAAUAUAAUUCAUGUUCUUACAUUCUCCUUUGAAGCUCUCGCAACCGCUCUUCUUCACUUAUUCUUAUUCAUCUAUAUUUCGGGUAAACCAGCCGAGGGAAAAGAUAGAGUUGCUCCUCAGACGUAUAUCUCUACCGCUUCCAACCUCCUAGCCAAUGCCUUCUCAUUCUUUCUCAAGACGGCAUUAACCACAUCUUUUGUGCAGUAUCUUUGGCGUCUCCUUCGUGUUCAAACCAUGAAAGUUUCCACCAUCGACUCUCUUUUCGGACUCAGGUCUAACAUUUUUCAUAUGUUCAAGGGUGCUACUAUUCGAGCUGCUCCUGUUUUGUGCGUGAUGUCUGCAAUUAUGGCCAGUAUGAUGAUUGCAGUUAGCUUUACUCCUGGUGCUAUCAAUGUUGUUUUAGUACAGAAAACAUCGUAUGAUUCGAUAUUUGUUCCCACAUUCAACGCAUCUUUUAUGGGAAAUGGCUCUGGUGUGGCCGCGAAUCAAUAUUCCCUAGCUACAUUAUCACCGAUAUUUGAAAGUGCAAAUGGAUCUGUAUCUGGAUUUACAGCAAGUUCACAACCAGGGAAAAACUCAAAUAUACUCACUCGUCUCGCACUCCAAACAAUGAUCACAGGACAAACAUCGGAUCAACCCUCACCAUGCGGCGAAAACUGUUCCUUCAUAAUAGAAUUCGAAGGACCAUCCCUCGAAUGCAAUUCAACCAGCACCAACAUCACCACCAGCCACACAGGCACCAACACAACCGAUUUCCCCCUCUUCACCAUCUACACCGGAAACUGGACAUCUGGCCUCCCAUCCAGCACAUCCCCACAAACCAACGCUCUCCCAAACAAAACAUACACAAACGCCCACUGGCAAAGCCGCACCCUCACCCUCCUCAACGCCGAAAUAAUCCUCACAAACUCCACCCUCCACCCCCCAGUCACCGUACUAAACACAUCUUUCACGCAAAACACCCUCUCCUGCAUUCCCAGCCGCGCUUUAUACACCAUAAACAGCACGUACAUUUCCAACAUCCUCACACGCAACAUCACCCGCAAAUUCAUCUCCCCACUAACCAAUCUCGUCUCUACACCCAACCACAGCAUUUCCGUUCCGGGGUUCGCUAACGCGUCGGAAAUAAAUACGAAUGAAGGAUUUGGGACGAACCCUGCGGAAUGGAGCGAGGAGGCUCGUGAUUAUUAUCGUGAUUGGAAUCUCAUGGUUGUUAUUGAGACGAUGGUUUCGUAUCUCGCGGGAGGAUAUACGGCUAUGCCUGCUAUUUGGCCGGUAGAGGUAGAGACAGGUGAGGAGAGCUCGAGGAUAGGGGAUCGGAUUACUAAAGAGGGAUGGGGUGAAAGUUCUGCGUUUGGGAAUGUGGAUGCUGGGGUUCUGGGAGCGCAAAACAACACAAUAAUCGCCCUCACCCUACUCAGCAGCACCUUCACUACUACUACUACUACCUCCCCCUCCACAAACCCAUUCACCAUAAACCUAACCCCCGAAACCCUCAACUCCCUCCUCCAAAACAUAACCCUCAGUACCAUCCAAAUCCAAACCCAAACCCACCUCUCCGCCUUCCCCCCCACGCAACCCCUCACCCGCACCCGCACUCAAACCCAAACCCCCCAACAAAUCUACACCUUCACCUCCUCUCCAUCCCUCCCUCUGCACCUCCUCCUCCCCUACACCCUCUCUCUCCUCCUCACUCUCCCCCUCCUCCUCCUCGGUCUCUGGUCCUUAACCCAAAACGGCAUAUCCCUCCCCACCAACCCAUCUUUCACAUUAGGAUUAUGCACUACCUCAUUUAUAUCCUCCUCUUUUCCCACCUCAUCAUCAUCAUCAUUCCCCACUUUUCCCUCCUCCUCAUUUUCCUCUUCCCACACAAUGGCGACACCCACACAACUCCUCACACUCUCGCGCGCUGCCUGUCUAGGGAAUACAGCAUCGCUUUCGAAACCAUUGCGGGAAUUACGAAUUCGGUAUGGAGAGUUGAGGUCCGGGUUGGAGAGUAGUGAUGGAGGGAAUAAUAAUAAUGGGAUUAAUAUCCGGAGAGCGGGUUUUGGACUUGAGAGUGAGGUUGUACCGUUGGUGAAGGGGGAGAAAUAUGGUGUUGUUUUAUGA